UUGGAGGCCCAGGCGAAAGCCGAAUCCAAAGUAGAAAGAAAUUUCAGGUUGGAGGCCCAACUGAGAGCCCAAUUAAGAGGGAUAUGCAAUUCCAGGCUGGAGGCCCAGGCGAAUGCCCAAUUAAAAGGGAUGUGCAAGUUCAUAUUUUUAAACCACAGAUACCAUAGACACGAUCACGAAAAUAUAUCGACAAGCAUAGAAAUGCUGCAUCUGAUCGUGCAUACUUUGAAACUUAGCCCAACUGAGAGCAUGGGCGUGCACAAUCUUAUAAAUCUGCUGUUCCUAUACAGGCUGAAUCCAUGCAUAUUGGAUGACCUCUCUAAAAAAGCAUACAUAGAGAUAUACAUGAAAUCCGCGUCAGCACAUAUAUUAAUGCCGACGUCUUUCGCCUAUAACCGGAAAUCCAUCAUGCUGUAUCUGACCUCGAUUUUUAACAUAGACAGUAUGAUGUCUACCCUGAACCCAUGCAUGCUUUCUGACCAAACAGACAUUUUAAUACGUCUGGUUUUUGGCCUUUACAGAAAUCUGCGUAGAAUCCACCCAGACAUUGCAGAGUUCGACAAGAACCCACUUGCAGAAAUUUAUAGAAUCAUCCAUCUUAUUCUUUCAGACUUCUAUAAUUUGGUUUAUAAUUACAAUAGAACCAUAAGAUUUAAAGGAAGAUACAGAUUUUUUUCGCUGAAGUACCUAAAGUACGUUUUUGCUAGUUCCGCCAAUCCCCAUGCCCGGAAUCCUUCGGUAUUCGAUAAGAUAAACGAAGUGGCUAUGGAUGUAAGCCAAAAAAAGAGAGUAACGCGUAUAUUUGCUAUAAAGCUAGACUAUAUAUACCCAAACAUUGCUCAUGUCUUAUUCACAUAG
Messenger RNA from Nematocida major, 858 nucleotides. RefSeq lists its product as uncharacterized. NCBI's taxonomy places the organism in Eukaryota, Fungi, Microsporidia. The transcript has a single exon. The annotation marks the transcript as partial. The record is from RefSeq and is a predicted model, not a curated record.